AGGAUGCACCAGCUUUGAAAUAUGUAUUCUCACGUCAAACUGUGCAACCAGGAGACAGGUUUUCCUUACGAUGUGUUGCUGCUGGAAAUCCUAUCCCCCGGGUGACCUGGUCUUUAGAUUCUCGUCCUAUCCCAGAAAACCACAGAGUUCAAUACGGAGAUUUCGUUAGUAUCCACGCUGAAGUUGUGAGCUUCGUGAAUGUGAGCAGUGCAAGAACGGAAGAUGGAGGAGUUUAUGAGUGUCGUGCUCAGAACGAAGCGGGUGCUGUGAGUCACAAGGAAAGAGUGGAUGUACUUGGCGUGCCAUUUAUUAGGCCCAUGAAUAACGUAACGGUUGUAGACGGAGAUUCCUUAUUUUAUCACUGCCCAGCUUCUGGAUACCCUCUGCCAGUUGUUACAUGGAGUAAAGAUGGUCGGGAGCUACCAUUCAAUGAACGCCAGCAAGUGUACACAAAUGGAAGUUUCUUCAUCAAAGAAGUAACCAGAGAAACCGACGAAGGUACCUAUCUAUGUACAGCUCUAAAUAAGCAAAGAGAAAGAGUCCAGAAAGAGCUCCACAUACGUGUUAUGAAAAAACCUGUUAUUAAUCCCUUUGGAUUUCCGAAGUCAUUGGCUGAAGGUAUGCACGUUAUAGUGACAUGCAGUGUACUAACAGGGGAUCCUCCAAUAACUAUUCGUUGGCUGAAAGAUGGAAUGACACUAAAUAGGAAGAUGCUGAACAUCGAAGAAUCAUCAAUGGGACAUCUCGGUUCUUCUCUCGUCUUUAAUAGUGUUGGUAGAAGCCAUAAUGGGAAUUACACGUGCUUGGCUGAAAAUACAGCUGGAGAAUCUAAUUUCACAGCAACCAUGUUAGUAAAUGUUCCUCCGCGAUGGCGGGUUGAGCCAGUUGAUGUUUCUACUGUAAUUGGUGAAUCUGUUAUCUUCGAUUGCCAAGCAGAAGGUUACCCACAGCCUCUUAUUCGUUGGAAGAAAGCCUCUGGCGACACUUCAGCCACCCGCAACUUUAAGUCCAUUAUCAGCAAUUACCACAUUCAGACCUUAGAGAAUGGCUCCCUGAGCAUUAAGGACCUCACAGAAGAGGACAGAGGUCACUAUCUUUGUGAAGCAGCAAAUGGUGUUGGAGCUGAUCUAAGCACUGUUGUCAAGUUGUCCGUUCACGUGGCUGCACAUUUCAAGACUCCAUUUAGAGUACACAGAGUAACGAAAGGGAAUUCUUUAAACAUCCAGUGUGAAGCAUUUGGAGAAAAGCCUAUCACAAUCGAAUGGUCAAAAGAUAAAGUUUUAUUGAAUGCUAAUUCAGAAACGAGGUACAAUAUAAAGAAUGCUUUAACAGCUAAUGGGAAGAUAUCAACAUUAACUGCAUCUAAUCCCGACAGAAGAGAUUCUGCACUUUUUUCAUGUACAGCCAUGAAUGCUUUUGGAAAAGAUGACACAAAUAUACAGGUUCUCGUCGAAGAAGUACCUGAUCCUCCUUCUGAAAUUCUGGCUACAGAUGUCAAUAGUCGUGGAGUAGUAUUAAGUUGGAGCGUACCUUACACUGGCAACAGUCCAAUUACAAAAUACAUUCUACAUUGGAAGUCUGCAUCCGGAGCAACGUGGUCAGCAGAGGCAAGAAAAAUGGAUAUACCAGGAUCUAACACUACUGUACAAAUAACAGGGUUGCAGCCAAUGACGACUUACCAUUUCAAACUUCAAGCUGAAAAUGCCUUAGGAAGAAGUCCAUUUGGAGAAGUCGUAACAAUUACAACAGAGGAAGAAGUUCCUAGUGAGCCACCGACGCAUGUGGAAGCUGUAGCACUUAGUACUCACUCUAUACGUGUAAUAUGGAAGCCUCCUCCUACAUCAAGCACUCAUGGAAAAAUCAGAGGUUAUUAUGUGGGACAUAAAGUACUGAACUCUCAAGACCAUUACAUCUACAAGACCAUUGAAGAAAGUGAAUUUGAUUCAACAAUGGAAUGCACGAUAACCAACCUUCGCAGAGCUACUGAAUACAGCAUAACUGUGCAAGCGUUCAAUAAUAAAGGAGCUGGGCCGCCUUCGAAAGACACUAUCGUAAAAACCCAUGAAAAUGAUCCUCCUCCUUCACCAACUCUAAGAAUAGUCUCUUCCACAUCAUCAGCUGUUAUCCUUGCAUGGGAAAUUUCUGCAGUUGACAGCAACCCAGUGAAAGGUUACAAAUUAUUUUAUAAAGCCGAGCUUCCUGAAUGGGAUGAAAUUGAAAUCCCUGAACCAUCACAGACUUCUUAUACUCUUCGAUCACUUAAUUGUGGCACACGGUACCAAUUCCAUAUCAUUGCUUACAAUGACGUGGGAAGAAGCGAUCCAAGCGAUGUCGUCAGUCUUACCACCCAAGGGGGAUCUCCCAUAGCUCCAGACAAGAGUUCUCUUUUGAGCAUCAAUACAACAUUUGUGACAUUGAACCUGUAUGCCUGGAAAACUGGAGGAUGUCCAAUAUCAUUCUUCGUCGUCCAGUAUAAGUCAAAGGGACAACGCGAAUGGGUCCUCGUAUCUAGUAAUCUUGAUCCCAGGCAUGAGCAGUUCGAAAUAACCGGAUUAAAUCCAGCGACCUGGUACAACCUUUUGAUGUCCGCCCAUAAUGAAGCUGGAGCGACUGAAGCCGAAUAUGUGUUUGCCACGCUGACUCUCACUGGAG
This is a messenger RNA of Stegodyphus dumicola, 2652 nucleotides long. RefSeq names its product cell adhesion molecule Dscam1-like. Gene Ontology annotation, molecular function: protein binding. Gene Ontology annotation, biological process: cell-cell adhesion. Lineage: Eukaryota; Metazoa; Arthropoda; Arachnida; Araneae; Eresidae. The record is from RefSeq and is a predicted model, not a curated record.